UUCACAUAGAUCUCGGGGAUCGAAGUAAGUCGGAGUGAACACGGAACGAUAUUUUGUGGGACGAGGCUAUUGUGUUGGUUCUUCCUUCAUUCUUGGAGACUUUGGAGAGAGAUUCAGGGAGACAGGGGUAUUGUGGGCUAACUGAGUUUAUGUUGGAUUUGUGUGGCUGUGUUGUUAUGGCUCAAUAAUAGCUUGUCUGAACUCGGUACAGAAUCAAUGGCAGUCGCCACGGCGGAAUCCCAGUCCGCGGAGAGGGGCUUCCAGCGACUCUCCUCCCUGUUUCGGCCUACCCUCUCCGAGGGGAAUUCCUGCCACAGGUGUAAGGCUCAGGUGUACCAGGCCGAGAAGAUCGGGCCCGUCCACGAUGUUGUGUUCCACAAGAACUGUUUUAAGUGCUUCGUUUGUGGACAGUUCCUGACAAUCAAGAACUAUUUCUCUAACCAAACGAGUGCCAAUGAUCGCGAAGUAUACUGCGGGACCCACGUACCCAGGGUGGGAGGUUCCAGCAUUGACCAUGGUGCCAUGGGGAUCAAGAGUGCCAUCGCCAGUCAAAACGUGUACAAAAAGAUGAGCAAGAAAAUGAACUCCGAGGUUCGCUUGACGGGUACCCUCAGAAAACCAAGCUAUAACUACGAGGCCGUGGCUAUCAAACGCGCCACCACCGUACCGAAAACUCAGGACUAUGUGGCGGAACGCGCCACAGCGGAGGCGCUCCACAAAGGCGCCGACAUAGAUAGUAAUGCACUGUAUAUCAAGGGCCCCAUAGAGGCGCAGCUCCUGCGACAGGGCUACCAACGCAAGCUAGACAAGCACCACUAUCCCCCAAACAUUUACAGAAAGCGGAAGAAAUUGAUAGAAGAACAGCGUCGCCUGGAGGCUGAAUACCAAAGGGAGGAGGACCGACUGUUGGACGAAUUCCAUAAUGAACGGAAGCAGGAAGCCCUCCGUCUGUCGGCGGAACUACAGCAGGAAUGGGAAAUCAAACUCAAGGAACUCACUGAGAAAUUCGACAAAGAAUUUGGACAAAAGAAGAAAAAGAUGAAAGACAACGAGAAAAAGCAAAUGACCAUACACUUUGAAAACAAGAAGAAAGAGAUAGAGGUCAUAAUUCAAGAAAAGAAGAAAAAGAAGCAGGAAUCGAUGACGCUGAGACUGAAAGAGAAGGAGCAGAAGAAGACGGCUACUAUGGUGGCGCGGCAGAGUCGUGAGAUGUUGGAGGUUCUGGCCCAGAAACAGGAGGAACUCAAGCAAGAACUGAAGCAGGAGCUGGCGGCGGACCACGUUGACGGGGGAACAACCAACGGAGACACAGAAGAGAUUGAGGAAGCAUUGGAGGCUCUAGAAAUCAUCCCUGUAGCGCCUACAGAAAUCCCCUCACCUCACCCACCCUCGUGCAGGAAGAAAGACUUGUACGUCGACCCAUCACAGUUCAAUGAUAUCGACGAACAAACAAUCAAGGUUGCUGAAAAUGAACAGCCUACCUAUACAGAUUUGGUUCAACAGCUGACAGAGAAUCUGGUCACUGAUCUGGAAAAAGCCCGGGCCAUCUACCGAUGGAUUACGGUGAAAGAUCUAAAUGUAAUGGAAUUCGAGGAAACCAUGGAAACAGACACUCCAAUGGGUCUCCUUCGAGGAAUUAAAUACGGAACAGAAACUUAUCACGUGCUGUUUAUGAGAUUGUGCAGUUACGCCGGUCUGAACUGUGAAGAGAUCAAAGGUCAUUCUAAGAGUGUCGGGUACGAGCCCGGGAUGAAGAUCAAGCCCGAGCACUUCCAGAAUACUUGGAAUGCCGUGCUUAUUGACGGCGACUGGCGGCUGGUCCAGUGUAACUGGGGAGCCAGGCACUUGGUUCUGAACAAAGACAAGAAGAGUAAAGACAAACCAAAGCCCAAGUCCAAGGACCAGAUCCGCUAUCAGUACGACGAGCACUAUUUUCUGACGGAUCCGGACGAGUUCAUCCAGGAAUUCUGGGCCUCUGAUCCAAAAUGGCAGCUGCUGGAGAACCCAAUCACGCUUGAAGAGUUCGAGGCCUUGCCGUUUGUUCGCUCCAUUUUCUUCCACUAUGGAAUGACGUUUGAAAAGAGUUUACCCGCGGUCCUUGUUACAACUGAAAAAGGGGCAACGGAAGUGAAAAUAAAAAUUCCAGAAGAAUACGAAAAUGACCUGGUUUUCUAUUAUCAGAUGAGGUACGCAGACAAGGAGAAGCGACAAGAGGCCACAUACAAAGGCGCCAGUCUGGAGAGGUUUGUAUUCCAGACCAUGAUUGACAACACCGUGAUGUUCAGCAUCCAUGUCCCAGCCGUGGGAGAGUAUUUCUUUGAAGUUUUUGCCAAUAAGAUUGAGGAAAGCAAUAGACUCAUUAAUUCUGAGGAGACUGCCGGGGCAUCAAUUUCUCCUUUUAGAUUGAAGUGUACUUGUAAGUUUAAGGUUGUUUGUAAUUCGCUUAGUGGGAAAAUGCAUCCCCUCCCAGAUUGCGCUUCCGGUGAAUGGGGACCUAAAAAGGGAUACCGACACUUUGGAUUGAAGGUGGUUCAAACGCGACCAGGGAAAUCCAGCAAAAGCCGAGCAUCACCCGACUCUUCGGAAGGGGACAGAAUGUCGGACAGUGGAAGCUCCUCUGGAGAUGAACCACCAGACAACCCCAAGGCGGGAAUUCUGAACGUGGAGGACACUCUGGAUAUAAAGUUAAAGAUGCCACGUCCCUUACAAGUGGUAGCAAAACUCAAAAUGAACAAUGUGGAAACCAAAACUCUGGACGCCUUCAUCAAUACAAAUGUAGACAAGGACACUAUCCACAUCACGGCGACUCUCCCUCAGACGGGGCAGUACGGACUCGAUAUCUACGGCCGCCCUAAAGAAGCAGGAGAGAACACCACCUUGUCUCACGCCAUGAAGUAUCUCAUCAACUGCCUGAAAGUCACCAAUCCGGUCGAUAUUCCGAAAAUUCCAGAGAAACAGACCUCUAUUAAGAAAGAAAAGUGGGGCCCACAGCCGACUUUCGAAUCUCUGGGCAUCAAAACCAUCAAUCCCAAAGAACCAAAGAUUACACUGAACGAUUCCAACACGUGUACUGUAGAAAUCCUCGUGCCCGAGGAUGUUGUCGUGACUCAUCAGUUCCUCAAGGAGCCGGAUGCUGACGUCAAAGAUCGCGUUGCUAUGGUGCCUGAGAAAGGCGGGACGAUUAAAUACCACGUGGAUCUUCCACAGACCGGAAAUUACAUGCUGAGUUUGUUUGGGCGAAAGAAGGAAGACGAUGAGAUGCCAAACAUUUACAACUAUCUUAUUGUGUACAAGAAAUCCGGCGAAACAAAUGGCAGCACCCCGCAAAAAGAAGAACGCAGGAGUUCGUCCAUAUUUAAAAAGGGGUUCUUCAAGAAAAGUGAGAAAAAGUAACGUAAAAAUGUUAUCCAGAAUAUCCGUUCUUUCAUGUGGAUGAUUGGGAUGGUCACUUUGUUAAAGGGCUGUCAAUCAUUCUUACUACACAAUCAACAGCGGGACCAAGUCGGUAGACGGGAGGUAACUCUGCCCUAUCCGGCCUCUGGUGAAUUGACAAUACAGUGUUCAGACCAGUUUUAUGACCAUCGAAAUAUUAUACGCAUUUAUCGUCGGUUUCCCUUUUUCAAGUGCGUGAAAUUCCUUUAAACAUGAAUUCUAAAGCAAUGGCAGGUUGGGGUGGGGUGAAGGGCGGGGAUGGGGGGGGGGGUAUGACCGGUGUAGCCUGUUACCGAUAUCAUGUGCUGUACAGCGUAUCAAACUAUUUGAUAUGAUUUAUAUCGACGAUAUUAUACCCGAUCCAUGUGAUAUUAAUCUACCACGUGAUAUCAAUAUCUGUGUAGCCGUUUACAGACAUUGUACACAUUUAUAAGAUGAUGUUAUAUCUUUUUUUUGGUUACAUUAUGGUGAUGUUCAUUUCUGCCUGUUUUUGUAGCCGACUUUCGUUCAACUCAUUUAACAUGGUGUAUACCUUUGUGUCUGUAAUCAUUGAUUUCUUGAAAUGUACUUGUUUCUGUGACGUUUUCUGUGAGUGCUUCAGCCAUCUACCGACCGGUAUAGUGCUCCUGUGAACUCUAUCAGCCGCUGCCUCAGACUUUAUACAAGUGCCUGAUUCUACAUACACAUUUUUGAUAUUAUUACUCUUUUGCUCCCAUUUAGUUAACUUCUUUGCUGUUUAUGUAUUUAUGUAACCCAAAGAUAUGAUGAAUUAAUAUAUUUGUGUUAUAUAUUUUUUCCAUUGGAAGUAAAACGUUUACCGUUGAGGACAAGAAUAAACUAAUGAAUCC
Magallana angulata is the source of this 4280-nucleotide messenger RNA. Its product is annotated as hillarin-like. The transcript has 8 exons. The coding region runs from base 217 to 3393 and encodes 1058 amino acids. The record is from RefSeq and is a predicted model, not a curated record. NCBI's taxonomy places the organism in Eukaryota, Metazoa, Mollusca, Bivalvia, Ostreida, Ostreidae.